UGUUUUGCACCUCUUCAUUCUCAUCCCAAGCGAUUAAAUAACUGAAGAUCCCCAUUUUCUAAUUCUUGAUUAGUGCCGACUUCCUGGUGAACUUGUCUUUAUUUUAUUGGACGGUUCUAUUUUAUAAUUUAUUCUGGUGCAUAAUUAUUGGUUUCUGUUUGUCUAUUCACUCAUUUGGCCUUUCUUCUUGCUGUUUCUAAAGAUGUGUAAUGUCUCCUCAUUGGCUCCCACAGAAAUACACCCUUUUUUCCUCUCCCAUUUCUUGAAAAAUCUUCAUGUGUGCUUUACCUGCCCAUUUUGCAGUUGAUUUUCUUUUUUUGAGGGGGGUGAUUUCUCACCUAACAGUUGACUUUCAGAUGAAAAGAGCAAUCUUGAUCUAGGAUUCUUGUUAAUUGCACCCUGUUUUGUUUGAAGAAAAUAGGCGGUGUGAUGUUAGGGUCUGGGAUGAAUCUGAUCACCACAAUUAUUGGGUUUGGAAUGAGUGCAACUUUCAUUGUUUUUGUCUGCACUAGACUCGUUUGUGGGCGCCUCCGCCGCUUGGAGGCGCAGCAAAUGCUGGAGAUGCAUUCAAGAAUCGAUCUUGAGCUGCCAGAGCAUCGGAUUAAUGGCCUUGAACCAGUGGUCGUUGCAGCAAUCCCUACAAUGAAGUUCAAUCGUGAAGCAUUCAGCUCGAUGGAGAAUACACAAUGCAGCAUUUGUUUGUCAGAGUAUCAAGAGAAAGAAGUGUUGAGAAUUAUGCCAAAAUGUGGGCAUAGCUUCCAUCUAUGCUGCAUAGAUACAUGGCUUAGGAAGCAGUCCACCUGCCCAGUUUGUCGUCUCUCGAUACAGGAAUCCAUCGAGGCGCCUCCUCCGACAACGCCACAAUCGUCUGAGAUCUCAGCCGAGCAUUCGCAGCAGUGGCUGCUCCCACGCCGAGAGGCUAGCCCGAUGCAUCCCUAUCCCAAUGCAGCAUCUGUAGAAGCAAUCUCUAGAUCAACAUAGCAUCUACUGCUUCACUAGCUUUUUUUUCUCCCUUUUAUGAUUCUGAUAAAUUGGAAUUUGCAGAAUAUAGAAGGGAUUGUAGGCUGUGUAUUUAUGUUAUGUAAGUUUCUUGCUGUAUAAUAUCAGCAGAUUCGUUUCAUUUUAGAAGGGAAUUUGGUGUGUAAAUGAAGUUGAGAUUCAUUCAUUCAUGGAAAUAUAUUACAUAGUACAUCACUUGUAGAA
Molecule: messenger RNA, 1203 nt
Organism: Salvia hispanica
Lineage: Eukaryota; Viridiplantae; Streptophyta; Magnoliopsida; Lamiales; Lamiaceae
Product: E3 ubiquitin-protein ligase ATL41-like
Source: RefSeq, a predicted model, not a curated record